AUGCCAUACCCUACGUCAGACAAUCCGGUAGAGUUUAACCCAUUUGAUGAUUCAUUUCAGAUGCCACCAUAUAUACAUUCCCCGACACCGAGUAAUCCAGACCACAUGAGUCAAGAAGCGCCGUCGGCGUCGACUGUGCGCACUAGUGCAGAAUAUGAGCAAAAUGUUGGAAGUCCAUUCAUGAUGACUGAUGAUAGUUUGCAUGACGCCGAUGAAAUGCUCUUCGACAUAAAUGAAGAUAUAAAUGAAGAUGAAGAUUUAGAGGGUACCACUGUUGUUUCGGAUGAUGAGGUACGAGUUGAAGCACCAAGGUCGGGUAUGGAAUUUGACAGUGCGAAAGAGGUUAAGACCUACUACAAGCAAUAUGCCAAGCAAGAGGGUUUUGGUGUACGGUCAUUUAGGACUAGGAGAGAUGAUGAAGGGAGACCGGUGUAUGUGACAUUUGGUUGUUCCCGUGGCGGGAAGUACCAACCUAAGGGUAACAAUAUCUCAAGGCCACGGCCAACAACUAAAACAGAUUGUAAGGCGAGAGUAAAUGCGACCUUGAAUAAGAAUGAGAAAUGGGUAUUCACCACUGUUGUAAAUGCGCACAACCACAUCACUUGA
Molecule: messenger RNA, 606 nt
Organism: Carya illinoinensis
Lineage: Eukaryota; Viridiplantae; Streptophyta; Magnoliopsida; Fagales; Juglandaceae
Product: protein FAR-RED ELONGATED HYPOCOTYL 3-like
Exons: 3
Coding region: 1-606 (201 amino acids)
Source: RefSeq, a predicted model, not a curated record